This is a messenger RNA of Paramuricea clavata, 6235 nucleotides long. NCBI's taxonomy places the organism in Eukaryota, Metazoa, Cnidaria, Anthozoa, Malacalcyonacea, Plexauridae. The record is from the annotation of a GenBank genome assembly.
UAUACGCAGCAGAACUUUUAAUAUUUUUACAACAAAAACGAUGAAUUCCAACGUCUCAACGUUGUCAAGAAAUCAAGGUCUGAAUGCCCAUGGUUCGAGUUCAAGCUGGUCGGGAGAUGAGGCCAGGCUUUCUGUUGGCAGGAAAGUUAGUUUGACUGAAAAUAUUUCAUCGGCUGGUGUAAAUGAGAGCGAUGUAAGCCACAAACGAAUAAUAAAUCAUCUGACAUCUGAUUCUGAAGAGGAACGAGAUGAGGUACUCCUUUAAUGCCCUUUUAAUAAUAAAUACAAAUAGAUUUGUUUCUGACUUUCUGUCAAAAGAGAUUUAUGGGUCAUUAUUUUUGAUUUUCUACUUCCCCAACCUGGUGAGCAGUUAAGGUGAUCCCAGUAUGAAAAGAAGAUUUGUACACUGCACAGCACAUGUGCUAGCUGCUUAGGUUUAAGGUUAGGAUUUAUAAAGUGAAUUGGUUUGAAGAUUAUAGUAUUGAGGUUAUUUACGAUAUGAUUGAAUAUUUUUGUCUCCAGACAUAAAAUGGGCUAUUACAUUUAAUACCCGUACCCCCCCUGUCGAGGACCUCAUUUUCCAAGGGGGAAAUUAGUCAUUUUUUCCAGAGGGGUAAUUGGGAAAAAUGGAAGAAAAAUGCUCUUUCCAGAGGGGUUAAAAAGCAAAAAUGCACUUCCAGAGGGGGUUCAAGUCUCUUCCAGAGGGGUCAAUUACACAGAUUUUUUUGCAUUCCAGAGGGGUAAAAUUCCCAAAAGCAGAGGUCCUCGACAGGGGGGGUAUGGUUUUUUAAUGUAAUAGCCCAAUGUGAUGCAGUUUAAUUUGCAGGAUUUUAGUUCAAGCCACUAAAAAUAUUAAUACUGGGUUAGAACUUUAAUAGGGUUGGGAUAGUAUUAUAAUAUUAUGUUAGAGUUUUAAGUGCACAUGACAUGAAUAGAAUAUUUUUAUUGCUUUAUUAGAAAGUACCCUUCAAAUGAUGAAGAAUGGUGGUUACAGUUUUCUCAUAUCUUAUCUCAAUCCAGAGUUAUAUAUUACAGUUUUCAUAAUUUGAGCUAUGAUGUCAUAAGUUGUGGUAAAGUUUGCAAGAAAAACUGAAAGUGAAAUAUCUCCAAGAGGAUUUGAGCAAAUGAAAUGAAACUUUGCACAGUUGUUGAGAACAUACAUUUUGGUGCGUUUGUGUGGUUGUCAACACACUAGUUUCCAGUCUCUGCGCAUCAAGUCACAGGGUUCCUGCUGUAUACUGGCUAAGAAAAGCGCCUGUUUCACAGUUUUUAGUUGACAAGUACUAAAAUGUUCCCAUAAAGAACAUAAUAAGCAAUGAAAACAACAGAAAUAGCCACUUGUGCAUUGGAAAUAUAAAACUAAGUUUAUGCAAGAAAGGGGACUGGAAACUAGGGUGUUGCCUUGACAACCACACAAACAUACCAAAAUGUAUGUGUGACUGCACUCAACAACUGUGCUAUGUUUCAAUUCAUUUGCUCAAAUCCUCUUGGAGAUAUUCCACUUUCAGUUUUUCUUGCAACUUUUAGCACAGCUUAUGACAUCAUAGCUCAAAUUAGAAAAACUGUAAUAACUCUGUAUUGAGAUAAGAUAUGAAAAAACUGUAACUACCAUUCUUCAUCAUGUGAAGGUACUUUCUAGUAAAGCAGUAAAUUAAGGCAAAAAAGUCAUGUCAUGUGCACUUUAAGGUUAUAUUGAUUAACCAGUAGGUCAAGCAAUCACAGUGGAUUAACCCUUUACGUGGCAAUGCACCCUGAUUAUUUGCUUUAUUAUUUUACUCUGCAUAAUGCCAAACAAUUUUACAGUGCUUGUCUAGGGGAGAGUGCUGGACUCAAUGGCUGAUCCUCUUUCUGGGAACCUGUAUUACAGUUGCAUGAUUUAAUAGGGAGGUCACAGGCAGCAGAACUGAGGAGGGGUAUGUGAGGCUUGUAGAAGUGUGGGGGGGGGGGCUAAGCUCCCCCCUCCAAGAAGGGUUCCCAAUAGCAUAAUAGUAUUUGUACAUAGGCGGAUACAUGUAUGUGGUGCUGAAGGUACCUCACAAAGGGGGUUCAAGGGUGUCUCUCCAUGAAGAUUUUGAAAUUUAGACCAUCUGAAAAUCUGAAAUGGCAUUUUUAUUUCAAUGAGUAGCUUUGUAGAUUUUGUCAUAUCCAAAUAUUUACAUGUACUGUAGGAAAGAAUAUUGGGUACAUUUUUUAUAAAAGCAAGAACCUUUCCCUUGACAUGCAUUUCUUUGGUAAAGAGGAAAUAUUUUGGUUUAUAAUCUGGAAAAAUAGCCAGUGAUUGUUAUAGACAAUGAAAAUCACUGGGUGCACAUCAAUCUUGAGCAUGAUACAGUAUGAAGAAUAAUCAAGGCCAAAGUUUGUGUUAUCAACCAAAGGCAAAGGCUGGUUUUAUUUAUCAGCCCUCGAAAAGCGUCAAAAUUGAGGUCGGCAAAAAAAUGCUGACCUAAAUCUGACUACGGGUCGCCAAUCUAUUUCCAUGUCUUGGAGCACUAGUAAUCACAUAUUUGCGAAUCAUUGAAAUUGGAAUAUAAAGCAUGCCAUUUUCCGCGGAAACGCGAGUAACAACAGCUUUUCUUGUGGAGUCUUACCUAAAUUAUAUAUAGAAUACCCAUCAAUUUUUAAACCUUAAUUACACUGGAGGAGUGAAACACAGAAUGUGUGUAGUUAGUUAAUCGAACCAUAAUUAUUACUAAAAUCACUAAACUGGCCACAUCCCGCUAAGAAUUUCAAACGGGGAAAGACGUUUGAUAAACGGGGAAAGACGUUUGAUAAUUCCAAAUUCAAUUUUCGUUCAAUCAUGUGAUCAAAUUGUUUCAUCAUUUUGGUCACAUGACUUCACGAUUUGACAGUGCUAAUUAUUCCCAGUCAACUUCGAAACAACUCAGUAUAUUACAAGAUGGAGAUCAUAUUUUCGCUAAAAGGGAGAUCAUAUUAUAAGAUAGAUACUAGAUAGAUUGUUCAUUACGAUUAUGGAACUUUAAAAUGAACAUAAAACGAAUAUUUCAUAUAUUCUGUUGCAUUGACCUUCGUUUGGAUGUUUGUGACCUUGUUUACGUUUGAAUAACUUGACUGUUGAGUAACGAAUUUCUGACGUUUAAUUCAAAACUACGCACCUGAUUGGAUAAUAAAAUUAGAAACCCAUGUACAAAAAUAAAUUGAUAACAAAAUCGUGAAGUCAUGUGACCAAAAUGAUGAAACAAUUUGAUCACAUGAUUGAACGAAAAUUGAAUUUGGAAUUAUCAAACGUCUUUCCCCGUUUAUCAAACGUCUUUCCCCGUUUGAAAUUCUUAGCGGGAUGUGGCCAGUUUAGUGAUUUUAGCCAUAUAUGAAUCGAAUUCUAUAAUCGCUGACUUUUUAACAGCCACAAUAUCAGCACAAAAAAAUUCUUACUUUGGCUAAAUUAAGGUCAGCAAAAAUUUGCCGACCUGGGAGGUUGAUAGAUCGGCAUUUAGGUCGGCAUUGCCGAAUGCUGACCUCGUUUUCGAGAGUUGAUUUAUUUAAAAAAAUAAAAAAGACAUCUGCACCUGGGGGUUCAAUUCGUUAUGAAAUAACGAUCAGUUACUUUUCCCAUUUGCGGAAAUUCUUCAAUGUCUUAUUGGUAAAUUUCAUAUACAGGGAAUUUCAUAAACUACACUGUAAUUCGCUGAUAUGACACCUUGGGUUUGGUUGUAUGUAAAUAAUUGCAUUUUAAUAUUCCUGUUCAAUCUCAUGUAGAAAAUUAUUUUGUAGGUAAUAAUGAGUGCGAUAUGGUGUGGUGGAAAACUUGGUAGUGCUUAUUAUGACACCAGUUCUGCACAGUUAUUUAUACAGAUGGAUAUCUUGGAAACACAGGACUUCCAGUUUUUAAAACGAUGUAGGUACACAAAAUAUGAAAGCUUGUGCAGUGCAAGGACGUUGUUGACUCAAAACUUAUGUAGCGAUGGAAAAUAUGAGCAAAUUUACUAAGUAAAUUUACGAAGUAAAUCUUUACUCAAACGAUAUGAAUGAAUUAUUUCUAGUUAUAUUUAUGAUCUUAUGAUUGAUAUUUCUAGUAAUUAUGAAUGAAUUAUUUCUAGAAAUUAUGAUCUUAUGAUUGAUAUUUCUAGUAAUUCGACAAGUUAAUCCCACCACAGUUGUAACAAGUUCAAAUCAGGACGAAAGAUUCACCAAAGUGCUAAAAGGACGAGGUAUAAUGAAAAAAAGAAACGUAUAUCAUAUAAGAACGAAGACUAUGAUUGUCUUGUCCAGUGAGCUAUAUACAUAUCACAGGAGACCCGGGUUUUAUUUGCCCGCGCACGCAAAUAGAGCCUGGGUCUCCUGACUGGGUACAUAUCUGGAGUAAGAACUCGCGUAUUUUGACUUCGAUUUGAUUGACACUAUAUGUGCAGGGUUCGUACACCUUCUCUCUUUUAAAAUUCCAUGACUUUUCCGUGACUUCCCAUGACCAUUUUUUCCAAAAUCCAUGACCUGGAAGUUUGGAAUUUCUGAAAUUCGUUAAUAUUUUAACGAUAACAGAUAUAAUAAAAGAACAAAGUUCACUUCGCUCUUGCAAAAAUCCGUGAUAUAAUAACAAUUCAUAUUAUUGCUAUUGUUAUGACUGGUAAAUUGAAAAAAGUAAAAUACUUUGUUGAUGUUUUGUAAAAUUUCAAUUUUCCAUCACUUUCCAUGACUAAAAUUAAUUUUCCAGGAUUUCCUGGCCUGGAUUUUGGAAUAUUGAAAUUCCAUGACUUUCCAGGUUUUCCAGGACCCGUAUGAACCCUGUAUGUGGUUACGUCACGCAAUUUUCAAUUCAUCAAAACAUUAGGUACAUAUACGCAAUGCAUGUGGGUCAAAUAUUCAAUAGGGAGCUUAAGUAAGCGACGUUUCUGCCAACACGGAGGUCAGAUUGUUGAGGAAGGACUUGUCUAGGAAGUCUUUUGCUUUCUUACACGAGCGCUAUACAAAAUACCGCCAAAAUGAGUUGUACCAAUUUUCGGGUGACGGUCGUGUUGACAAAAACGUCGCUUGCUUAGCUCAUUAUUGUUUGACAGUUAAUUAAAGAAUAAUAUUUUAAUUUUUUGAUCUGAUAACUUGAUUAGCGAUACGACCCCUGGGACUAAAAAAACUGGAUUUAAUGAAAACUGUUUACGACCAAUUUAGGCACUGGACGUCAUUUUCCGCCACCUUGGCUUCACGUUUCUCAUAGUCCGAAUGACUGAAGAUAUUACUCCAGAUACAUAGAGAGCUCACUGGUUUUAAUGACGUCAUGAACGCUUCCUGGACCUGGGAGCCUCGUCCUCGCUAAUGAGUAGGAAAAGCUAUUCGCUCAUGAUUCAUGAUAACGAGGCUCCUAGGCCAGGGAGGGAUUUCUGACGUAACUAUUAAAAUGGUGUAUUACAGUACAAUAGUAAAUGCGUCAUUGAUGCGUCGUUUGUGCGUGAAAACCCAACUUUCUCUAAGUAAGGUCUAUGCACAGAGGAUAUUUUUGGACCCUAUUCUCUUCAAAGGACUUAACAAUAGCUUUGAAGUCUGUAAAAUAGAUAAGUAUAUGCCAAGCCACGCAGGCUACAGUACAGUAGUUUACAGCCCAAGUGGAAAAAUAUGAUUUGAUUUUAAUUUCAGCAAUUUUUAUUUCUGAAUUUAAACAACAAACACUGAUAUUCCAAUAAUAAUUUGGUUUAUGAUCAGAAUGAGAGGGGAGGAAAUUUCGUGGACCUUUUACUGUCCAAAACUGUACAUUCUUUGAAAUAUUCUUCAAAACAGGCGGUGUUGGCAUCGGAUCGGAUUCGUUCGGAUUUCGGUACAAAAAUAUUUAUUUCGGAUUGGAUCGGAUUGAUAAAGUUACUACGUCGUCGGAUCAGAUCGGACUUCGAUAUUCGAAAUAAAAUGAAUUAAUUAUAUAUAAUAAUUAUUGUUUGGUUAAAUAUUUCCACUUGAAUGAGAAAUUUAUUUUAUUAAAGGAUUCUUCGGAUCGGAAUUCUUUAUCAAAACUCGGAUCCGAUUCGGAUUAGACAAUUUCGGAUCGGAUUGGAUUUUAAACAUUAGCCAAUUAUAAACGUCCGAUCCGAUGCACACCUGUACUCCAUAACAUUGCUUAAGUUAUUUAAGUCGCAUCACUCAAUAUCACUACAAAAGGUUCACAUGAUUUAAUCCCUUGGCAAUUCUUUUUAACUUGUGAAAAACGACAUCAUAUUUUGCAGGAGAUGAAAAUUGUGAUGAAAUGUAUGGCAGUAAUACCCCAAUGGAAGUUCUACCAAGUAUUGAUUUCUGUAAGUAA